UCCCCCCAUUCCAUCUCAACAGACUCUCCGAAGUGUUCUCUGUUCUAUUACUCUGCGUUCGUAGCUGCGUUUGACCUUGUUCUUUCUUGACUUCGGUCGCAUCCAUGGCGCCGAACAUGAAGGCUAAGGGGAAAGGGAAGCAGGCCGGGGGGAAGCCGUCUAGAGCGUACGUGACGUUCCUGGCGGGCGACGGCGACUACGUGAAGGGUGCGGUGGGGCUAGCGAAGGGGUUGAGGAAGGUUGGAUCCGCUUACCCGUUGGUGGUGGCGGUCCUUCCCGACGUGCCGGAGAGCCACCGUCGCCUCCUCGCCGCCCAGGGCUGCAUCGUCCGCGAGAUCGAGCCUAUCUACCCCCCGGAGAGCCAGACCCGGUUCGCCAUGGCCUACUACGUCAUCAAUUACUCCAAGCUCCGCUUAUGGGAGUUUGUGGAGUACAAGAAGAUGGUGUACCUGGACGCGGACAUACAGGUGUUCGAGAACAUCGACCACCUGUUCGAUCUGCCGGACGGCCAUUUCUACGCCGUCAUGGAUUGCUUCUGCGAGAAGACAUGGAGUCACUCACCACAGUACAAGAUCGGCUACUGCCAGCAGUGCCCGGACCGGGUGGCCUGGCCCAGCGACGAGUUGGGUCCGCCGCCCUCCCUCUACUUCAACGCUGGCAUGUUCGUCCACGAGCCCAGCCUCGCCACCAGCGAGUCCCUCCUCGCCGCCCUCAAGAUCACUCGCCCUACCCCCUUCGCCGAGCAGGACUUCCUGAACAUGUUCUUCAAGGAUAUCUACAAGCCAAUCCCGUUGGUCUACAACCUGGUCUUGGCCAUGCUGUGGAGGCACCCGGAGAACGUGGAGCUGGAGAAGGUGAAGGUGGUCCACUACUGCGCUGCGGGAUCGAAGCCAUGGAGGUUCACAGGGAAGGAAGCGAACAUGGACCGGAAGGACAUCAACGUGCUGGUGAAAAGGUGGUGGGACGUAUACCAUGACGAGAGCCUGGACUACAAGGGCCCAGCGGUGACCUCGAAGCAGCCGCUCCGGGGGGCGCUGCCGGAGGCUGGGCCGGUGAAGUACGUGACUGCACCUUCGGCCGCGUGACGAGAGAGAUCUGUCAUCUUGUCACUCUUCCCCUCUUCUUUCUUUUAGCGUGGUGUAUAUGAUUAGAAUGAAUCGUGCGUGGUGUGGUCUAUCAAAGAAACACUUAUGUAAACGGUAGCUUAAAAUCUGUGAAUUAUAGGUAAUAUUGUGGGCCUACUCUGAGGGCAUCAUCAUACUGUUGUAUAAUUAAUCCAGAUUAGUGAAUCAAUUUAGAAUGAUAUGUGAA
Molecule: messenger RNA, 1311 nt
Organism: Musa acuminata AAA Group (dessert banana)
Lineage: Eukaryota; Viridiplantae; Streptophyta; Magnoliopsida; Zingiberales; Musaceae
Product: galactinol synthase 1-like
Exons: 4
Coding region: 105-1085 (326 amino acids)
Molecular function (GO): glycosyltransferase activity
Source: RefSeq, a predicted model, not a curated record